Molecule: messenger RNA, 750 nt
Organism: Pogoniulus pusillus (Red-fronted tinkerbird)
Lineage: Eukaryota; Metazoa; Chordata; Aves; Piciformes; Lybiidae
Product: proline-rich protein HaeIII subfamily 1-like
Exons: 2
Coding region: 1-750 (249 amino acids)
Source: RefSeq, a predicted model, not a curated record
AUGAAGGUGCAGGAUGAGACUAACUGGGAAAAAGACACUGUAGUGGUAUUUCAGGCAGUUAUAGAUGACCAGCAUGAGGUGAAUAAGGGGCUUGCCUGCUCAUUCGUUGCUCGCUCACCUGCCACUCGCCUGCCACCUCAGCCACCUCAGCUGCCUCACUCAUCUCAGUCACCUCAGCCGCCUCAGUGGCCUCAGUCCCCUCAGUUGCCUCAGCCACCUCAGCCACCUCAGUUGCCUCAGUUUCCUCAGCUGCCUCAGUCGCCUCAGUUGCCUCAGCCGCCUCAGUCGCCUCAGUCGCCUCAGCCGCCUCAGCUGCCUCAGCCGCCUCAGUUGCCUCAGUUGCCUCAGCCGCCUCAGUCGCCUCAGUCGCCUCAGCUGCCUCAGCCGCCUCAGCCGCCUCAGUCGCCUCAGUUGCCUCAGUUGCCUCAGCCGCCUCAGUUGCCUCAGUUGCCUCAGCCGCCUCAGCCGCCUCAGCCGCCUCAGUUGCCUCAGUUGCCUCAGCCGCCUCAGCUGCCUCAGCCGCCUCAGCCACCUCAGCCACCUCAGCCGCCUCAGUUGCCUCAGUUGCCUCAGCCGCCUCAGCCGCCUCAGCCGCCUCAGUUGCCUCAGCCGCCUCAGUCGCCUCAGCUGCCUCAGCCGCCUCAGCCACCUCAGCCACCUCAGUCGCCUCAGCUGCCUCAGCCGCCUCAGCCACCUCAGCCACCUCAGCCGCGUCAGCCAGCAGCCAAUUCCACUUUGCAGACCAUGUGA